AGUUAUCAGUCGGGCGUCAAUGAGUCGCAUCGUGGGCUGCCCUGACGUACGCGGCUCGUAGCGUUAUCUGUGCCGGAGCCAUGUGGAGGAGGCUGGGUGCAGCGGGGCGGGGCGGCGGCGCUCGGGCCUCAGUCGCCGCGCGCUCCGCCCGCGCAUCGCCCGCGUCUCGACCGCUCCUCACACCACGCUCGUGACGCGCCGUGUGUUGUGACUUGUGACUGUCCACAUAAUCUUGGUGUAAAAAUAAAGCCGGCGACAGACAGCGGCGUCCCUGGUUAUAUUUAAAUGAUACGGACGCGGCGCUGGGCCCCGCUCGCCCCGCAGUCAUGAGGCUAAGUCGGGGCAUAGUGUGCGAGUGCCUGGGCGCGAGCGCGUGCCCCGACGGCGCGGCGGCCGGCACGUGCACGACGCAGCCCGGCGGCUACUGCUUCAGCACCGUCGAGGAGGUCAUAGGCGACGAUGGCGCGCUCGAGCUGGAGCGCACCGCGGGCUGUCUGCCGCCCGACGAGGCGGGGUUCAUGCAGUGCAAGGGCUCGCAGGUGCCGCACCUGCACCCCAAGGUGAUCGCGUGCUGCUGGGAGCACGACCUGUGCAACCAGCGCCUGCGCCCCGCGCCCCCCGCGCCGCCGCCCGCCGCGCCCGCGCCGCCCGCCGCCGCGCCCGAGCCCGCGCUGCUGCUGGCCGGCGCGCUGCUGCUGGCGCUGCUGCUGGCGCUGUGCGCCGCGCUGCUGCUGCGCCGGCGCCGCGCGCGCGGCAAGCGCCCGCCCUCCCCGCCCGCGCCCCCCCCCGCCGACCUGUCCUCGGGCUCGGGCUCCGGCCUGCCGCUGCUCGUGCAGCGCACCGUCGCCAAGCAGAUCCAGAUGGUGGAGUCCAUCGGCAAGGGCCGCUACGGCGAGGUGUGGCUGGCGCGCUGGCGCGGCGAGCGUGUGGCGGUGAAGGUGUUCUUCACCACCGAGGAGGCGUCGUGGUUCCGCGAGACGGAGAUCUACCAGACCGUGCUGAUGCGCCACGAGAGCAUCCUCGGCUUCAUCGCGGCCGACAUCAAGGGCACGGGCUCGUGGACGCAGAUGCUGCUCAUCACGGACUACCACGAGCGCGGCUCGCUGUACGACUACCUGCAGGCGGCCGUGUUGGACGCGGCCGCGCUGCUGCGCCUGGCCGGGUCCGUGGCCGCCGGGCUGGCGCACCUGCACGUGGACAUCCGCGGCACGCGCGGCAAGCCCGCCAUCGCGCACCGCGACAUCAAGUCCAAGAACAUCCUGGUGAAGCGCGACGGCACGGCGGCGCUGGCGGACUUCGGGCUGGCCGUGCGCUGGGACGCGGCGCGCGGCGUGGACGUGGCGCCCAACACGCGCGUGGGCACGCGGCGCUACAUGGCGCCCGAGGUGCUCGCCGAGACGCUGGACCCGCGCGACUUCGAGGCCUUCAAGAUGGCGGACAUGUACUCGCUGGGGCUGGUGCUGUGGGAGAUGUGCCGGCGCUGCGCCAGCGGCGGGCUGCUGGAGCCGGCCGCGCUGCCGUACCACGACGCCGUGCCGCCCGACCCCAGCUUCGAGGACAUGGCGGCCGUGGUGGUGGCGGCGGGGCGGCGGCCGGCCCUCCCCCCGCGCUGGCUGGCCGCCCCCCCGCUGGCCGGCGUGGCGGCGCUGGCGCGCGAGUGCUGGGCCCCCCUCCCCCGCGCGCGCCUCACCGCGCUGCGCGUCAAGAAGUCGCUGGCCGCCCUGCGCGCCGACUGCUCCGUGAAGCUGGUGUAGCCGCGCCGACCGGACAAUCAACUCACCACCGUUUCGUUUAAAUCUCAGUAUUUUUAAGUUAUGAGCCGCGCCCGGCGCAGUCUUCCGUGUGGACGCGAUGUGAUACCCGACAAUAACCGUGCGUCCGGCACGCCGCGACAGACGCUGGUCAGUGCUCGCAGUCGCCGUACUAACAAACAUUUGUGUAUUUGUACUUAAAAGUGGAAACUGAUAGGACGAGUAAGAGAAGACUUGUAAAAAUGUGUCUUAUGAGAUGCCUUCGCCAGAUUUUAGUAUUAAAAAUAUUUUGUAUCGCGGUGCCCUCGGCUUGACAAACGCAUGGCCAUAGUGGAUUUAUUAAAGUUAUAGAUAUUAACAGUCUGAGCGUUAAGCCGAGGCGCCCGCGUGGCAUUUAUUGUACAGUGUUGUGUAAAUAUAGUUGUAGCUGGUCUAUGUCGAUAGUUAAGUUAAGAAUAAAAUGAUAAUGGACUAAA
Messenger RNA from Plutella xylostella (diamondback moth), 2227 nucleotides. It is a transcript of the gene tkv, whose product is annotated as serine/threonine receptor kinase thickveins. Gene Ontology annotation, biological process: cellular response to growth factor stimulus; protein phosphorylation; cell surface receptor protein serine/threonine kinase signaling pathway. NCBI's taxonomy places the organism in Eukaryota, Metazoa, Arthropoda, Insecta, Lepidoptera, Plutellidae. Gene Ontology annotation, cellular component: signaling receptor complex; plasma membrane. The record is from RefSeq and is a predicted model, not a curated record. Gene Ontology annotation, molecular function: transmembrane receptor protein serine/threonine kinase activity; ATP binding.